AUGAAAUCAUUAUCUGCUCCGAAAUAUAAUUAAUACAGAGUUAUAAAUAAUAGUUUCAGUACUCCUGAUCAGAAGAUAAAUAAAGUAUGCGUAUGAGUUAUAUAAGAGUAGGUAAAAUACUUAAUCAACUAAGAAGUUAAGUGGUGAAAUGAUGUCGGUUUAAAGUUAUUUAUAUGAAUAAUCUCAUAUAAAGGAAGAAGGUUCAAAGAAAGAGAUAAUAAGACAAAUAAGAAAUGUAAUUGACAAUCUAGAGAAGAGUAAAAGCUUUAAAUAAUUAAAUUAAUAACUUUCAGAAUUGAUAGUAGGACUAAAGACAUGCAUUAAUUAAUAGGAAAUAUCAAGUUAUAUAAUUCAAUUAAUUGAAAUGAUAAGAGAACUUAUUAAUAAUAAUUAAAACUAAAAGUAAUUUGAAUAUGAUAAAGAGAAAUCAAUUUUGAGAUAAAAGAUUCAUGUAUUAGAAUUAAAAGCAAAAGAAAAUUUAUUUUAAUUAGGUAUCUAUUAUAUAUAUAUUUCUAUUAGAAUUAGAAAUGUAAAAUAAAGAAGCUGAGGAGAGAAUAAAAAAUUAUGAAGUUAAAUUAAUGCAAAUAAAAUAAAUGAAAAACUAAUAAUAAAUUUAAUCUUCAAAAAAGUAAAUAAACAAUAAUGAGAAAAUGGAAAUAAAAAAUUAGAUAAAAUUAAUGUAAUCUAAAAUUUUAACACUUUCAGAGAAAGAAAAGAAAUUAAUUUAAUUAAUAAAAGCAGUAAAAUCUAGAGGAAUUGAUAUUGAGCAUAUUUAUAAAAACAUAAAUUAGGUUUCAAGUAGAAAUAGUAAAUUUAGUAAUGAAUAGGAUAAAGAAUAAGAGGUUUAAAAUAAUUCAUAUUCUGAUUUUGCAGAUAUUUCUUAAUUUGAUAUUGGUUAAAGCAGUAUAAAAAGAAAUCAAAAAUUUUUAUUAGAUUGA
Messenger RNA from Paramecium sonneborni, 938 nucleotides. The record is from the annotation of a GenBank genome assembly. Lineage: Eukaryota; Ciliophora; Oligohymenophorea; Peniculida; Parameciidae.